Diceros bicornis minor is the source of this 1740-nucleotide messenger RNA. RefSeq names its product superoxide dismutase 3 (gene SOD3). Gene Ontology annotation, biological process: removal of superoxide radicals. The coding region runs from base 73 to 807 and encodes 244 amino acids. The record is from RefSeq and is a predicted model, not a curated record. Gene Ontology annotation, molecular function: copper ion binding; superoxide dismutase activity. The transcript has 2 exons. Lineage: Eukaryota; Metazoa; Chordata; Mammalia; Perissodactyla; Rhinocerotidae.
CUGCGCGCUGCUCCCCACUUCUCAGGAGGGAAAGCUCUCUUGAAAGAGCUGGAAAGGUGCCCGACUCCCGCCAUGCUGGCGCUGCUGUGUGCCUGCCUGCUCCUGGCGGCCCGCGCCUCGGACCCUUGGACCCACCCGGGCUCCGCGGAGCCCAGCUCCAACACGGCGGAGCAGAUCCGCGACAUGCACGCCAAAGUGACGGAGAUCUGGCAGGAGCUGAAGCAGCGGCGGGCGGCGGGCCGCGGCCGGGAUGCCGAGCUCUACGCCACCUGCCAGGUGCAGCCGUCGGCCACGCUGGACGCCGCGCAGCCCCGGGUGACCGGCCUCGUGCUCUUCCGGCAGCUCGCGCCCGGCGCCAGGCUGGAGGCCUUCUUCGACCUGGAGGGCUUCCCAGCCGAGGCCAACGGCUCCAGCCGCGCCAUCCACGUGCACCAGUUCGGGGACCUGAGCCGGGGCUGCGACUCCACCGGGCCGCACUACAACCCGCUGGCCGUGCCGCACCCGCAGCACCCGGGCGACUUCGGCAACUUCGCCGUGCGCGACGGCAGCCUCUGGAAGUACCGCGCCAACCUCGCCGCCUCGCUCACCGGCCUGCACUCGAUCAUGGGCCGCGCCGUGGUGGUCCACGAGGGCGAGGACGACCUGGGCCGCGGCGGCAACCAGGCCAGCGUGGAGAACGGCAACGCCGGCCGCCGGCUCGCCUGCUGCGUGGUGGCCGUGUGUGGGCCCGAACCCUGGGCGCGCCAGGCCCAGAAGAACUCCGAGCGCAAGAAGCGGAGGCGGGAGAGCGAGUGCAAGGCCGCCUGAGCGCGCCCCCACCCAGCGGGCCGUCCGAGAGCCCCACUUACGCCCCGAUACCCCCCUCCACGCCCUGACACCCCUCCAGGAGCCUUGAGACCCCUCCACACACCUUGAGACCCCCUCCGCCCCCUGAGAUGCCUCCAUGCACCCGAGGCCCACUCCACGCCCUGACACCCCUUCAUGCGCCUCAGACUCCCUCCAUGCCCUGACAUCCUUCUCUGAGUCUUGAGACCCCCUCCACACCCUUCCAUGCACCUCAGAUCCCCUCCAUGCCCUGACACCAUGUCAUGCGCCUCAGACCCCCUCCAUGCCCUGACACCCUUCCAUGAGCCUUGAGACCCCCUUCAUCCCCUGACCCUUCCAUGAGUACUGAGACACCCCCCCUCCCCCGCCUCGAGUUUCUCCCUCUGCUCCCAGAGACACCCUCCACCCUGAGGUCCCACUUCUGCCAUGGCUGAGGGCUCCCUGAAAAUCCUCUCCACCCUGAGAUCUCCAACCAUGUAUGCUGAGACACCCCCUUCUAUCCUGAGGGCAGCCUAUGACUUCUGAGCCCCCAACCCCUAGUUCUGAGGACCCCCAGAGGUACCUAAAUACCCCUAUCCACCCUGAGGUCUUUCCAGACUCCCUGAGGUCCCUUUCCAUCCUGACACCUCCACCCUCACCCCAUGAGCCCUGAGAUUCCUCUAUGCCCUAAGGACCCAACUCCCCCCACCCCUUAAUUUCCUCCUAGGCACUCUGAGACCCCUCCUGAAGUUGCCUAGCACCCCCCUCUCUCCCCACCCAUCACCUCUGCACUCAGCCAUGACAUGCAGCCUGCAGUUAGGCACCCCUGCCAGGCAUCUUCAGCUCUUUCCAGCCACUGCCACCCUGCAGAGAGCUGCUCCUUUGGGGGCUGUUUGGCAAUCUUCAUGUUGCACAUUAAAAACUCAGCAAUUCAGU